AUGUCAUCCAACGCCUCCACCUACUCCAACCCCUUCGCCGUCGACCUUGUCGAGAUGCGCGACAUCAACGUUCAUGCACGCGUCCCCGUGAUCCUCGACGCCUCCAACUCCACGUACUUCGCGUGGAAGACGUACUUCACAUCGCUCUUCCGCGAGAACAACCUCGUGGAUCACGUGGAUGGCAUCGUGGACUCCCGCGUCAUGGUGGACGAUGCCGAGUGGACCGCGAUCGACGCCACGAUCAUCUGGUGGUUCUUCACCACCAUCUCCAAGGACAUGUUCCACAACGUCGUGAGCGCCGGCGACGACGCCCGCGCCCUGUGGGUCAAGCUGAACGGCCUCUUCACCGACAACAAGCUUCAACGCCGCGUUUUUUUGCAGCAGGAAUUUUUUGACUGUCACCAGGAUGAACAGUCCAUUGAUGACUACUGCCGCCGCCUGAAGACGUUGGCGGAUGAGCUCCGUGACAUUAGAGCCAAGGUGGACGACGACCUCCUCCUCAGCACGCUCACCGCCGGCCUCAACGAGGACUUCGGCAACGCCGCCUCUAACCUCACCUUGAUGCCGGAGCCCUCCUUCCCCAAGUUUGUGGCGUACUUGAGGUUGGAGGAGCGCCGGAUGAAGGGGGUCAAGAAGCGUGUGCAGCACCACGCCCUCGCCGCCGGCACCUCCCGCGGCGCCCCUCCACCGACCGCCCCACCCGCGCAGCGCCAGCAGCCGCCGCCACCAGCGCCUCCGGGGUACUUUCCCUCCCGCCCCUCCCGCUGCCCCCCAGCAGCCGGGUGGCGGGCGCCGCGGCAACUGCCGCGGGGGCGGCCGCAAGCAGCAACAGGCGCCGGGGGGGCCCUCGUCAGCAGCAGCAGCAGGUGA
This is a messenger RNA of Aegilops tauschii subsp. strangulata, 870 nucleotides long. RefSeq lists its product as uncharacterized. NCBI's taxonomy places the organism in Eukaryota, Viridiplantae, Streptophyta, Magnoliopsida, Poales, Poaceae. The record is from RefSeq and is a predicted model, not a curated record.